AUGAAGAUAAAAAUUUCCAUCGAAAUUAGUCUUUCGCUCCUAUCUGAACAUUACAAAAGAAACGAAAACUGUAUUAGUAAUAUGCUUGUAAUUGGAGAAGGGCCGAGGGGCGAGACCAUUGUGGAGCGAUUUUAA
Messenger RNA from Saccharomyces cerevisiae S288C, 135 nucleotides. RefSeq lists its product as uncharacterized. NCBI's taxonomy places the organism in Eukaryota, Fungi, Ascomycota, Saccharomycetes, Saccharomycetales, Saccharomycetaceae. The coding region runs from base 1 to 135 and encodes 44 amino acids. The record is from RefSeq and is marked reviewed. The transcript has a single exon.